AUGAAUGUCGAGAACACAGACCCUCCUUCUUCCUUGCGGAAUGUCAAGCAUAUUCUUCUCAUCCUAUCAGGAAAGGGCGGUGUAGGAAAGAGUUCAGUAACUACGCAAAUUGCGCUAGCCUUGGCCGGUUUGGGGAAUAAAGUAGGUGUGCUUGAUAUCGAUCUGACGGGUCCGUCGAUACCGCGUAUGUUUGGUCUGGAAGGCCAAUCGAUUUUCCAAUCCAAUGAGGGGUGGAUGCCAGUUUCUAAAUAUGAAGAGGGCACUGGAGCUCUUAAAGUGAUUUCUUUAGGGUUUUUGUUGAACAACAGGGGGAGCAGCGUUGUAUGGAGAGGACCGAAAAAAACCGCAAUGAUAAAGCAGUUUAUCAAGGACGUGGUUUGGGGAGAAUUGGACUACCUUUUGAUAGACACUCCACCCGGAACUUCAGAUGAGCACAUCUCCAUAGCAGAGGAGCUACGUUGGGCCAUCCCAGACGGAGCUAUUAUUGUCACUACGCCCCAAACUGUAGCUACGGCCGAUGUAAGGAAAGAGAUCAACUUUUGCCGAAAAGUAAAUUUUGACAUCCUUGGGAUAGUUGAAAACAUGUCGGGGUUUGUGUGCCCACAUUGCGCCGAAUGCACUUACAUUUUUUCUAACGGUGGAGGUCAAAAGCUAAGUGAAGAAUUUGAGAUUCCAUACCUUGGAAAUGUUCCUAUCGAUCCGACUUUUGUUGAGCUUAUAGAAAAUCAGAAAUCUGAAGAAACAAAUCUAGUUGCACUGUAUCGCAGUCAAUCUCUGUUCCCAAUAUUCAAAGAUAUCAUUUCGUCCAUCCAGGGCCAAAACGUACCGUCCAGGAUAAACAGGUGA
Molecule: messenger RNA, 846 nt
Organism: Lachancea lanzarotensis
Lineage: Eukaryota; Fungi; Ascomycota; Saccharomycetes; Saccharomycetales; Saccharomycetaceae
Gene: CFD1
Product: LALA0S01e09758g1_1
Exons: 1
Coding region: 1-846 (281 amino acids)
Biological process (GO): iron-sulfur cluster assembly
Cellular component (GO): cytosol
Molecular function (GO): ATP binding; ATP-dependent FeS chaperone activity; 4 iron, 4 sulfur cluster binding
Source: RefSeq, a predicted model, not a curated record